GCUAGCAGCCUCCACGGUCGCGUACCUCACCGCUGGAUACGCCCUCGGCGUGCGCGACGGGCACGACGACAACAUCAUGCUGCCGAAGACGGUCGACUCUUCCGCAUCGACUUCGGCUUCAUUUUCGGCCGCACGCCGACGAUAGACACCCCGCAGACGGUCAUUCC
Messenger RNA from Prorocentrum cordatum, 167 nucleotides. The record is from the annotation of a GenBank genome assembly. NCBI's taxonomy places the organism in Eukaryota, Dinophyceae, Prorocentrales, Prorocentraceae.